Molecule: messenger RNA, 3850 nt
Organism: Python bivittatus (Burmese python)
Lineage: Eukaryota; Metazoa; Chordata; Lepidosauria; Squamata; Pythonidae
Source: RefSeq, a predicted model, not a curated record
GGUGACCCAGGAAUUGAAGGUCCAAUUGGACACCCUGGUCCUAAGGGUACUCCUGGUCUAAAAGGAGAAAAGGGAGAGUUUGGAGCAGAUGGACGAAAGGGAGCUAGUGGUUUUGCCGGAAGAAAUGGCACUGAUGGACAGAAGGGCAAGAUGGGGCGGAUUGGACCUCCUGGCUGUAAGGGUGACCCAGGUGACAGGGGUUCUGAUGGCUACCCUGGAAUUCCUGGAGAUUCAGGGCUACCAGGAGAGGAAGGGAUAAAGGGAGAUCCUGGCCGGCCUGGCAGAGAUGGACCACCUGGUUCCGGUGGAGAUAAAGGAAGCCCUGGACCAAAAGGGUACAAAGGAGAACCUGGUCUUCCUGGUCUUAAGGGAAGUCCAGGCGCCAAAGGACUUGAAGGGCCAAAAGGAGAACCUGGUCGUCGUGGUGAUCCCGGAGACUUAGGUUCUCUUGGAAAUCCAGGAUCCAAAGGGGACAAAGGAGAUCCUGGUUCUGAGGGACAAAGGGGUCUACCAGGAGAAGUUGGAGAGAAAGGAAGAAAUGGAGAUCAAGGACCACCUGGCCAGCGCGGUUCACCAGGUGAUGCGGGAGAAACAGGCAACCCUGGCUCAGCUGGAGAUCCUGGGAGAGAAGGUGAAAGGGGUGACAUGGGACCUAAAGGACCCAAGGGUGACAGGGGGAGACCUGGCUUAAGCUCUCCUGGUCCCAGAGGAUCCCGGGGUGACAAAGGUGAAAAGGGGCAUCCAGGACCAGAGGGUUCAAGAGGUGACCUUGGACCAAAAGGAGUUAAAGGGAAAAAAGGAGAACCAGGUGAAAUUGGAGGUAUCGGCCUUCCAGGUCAGCCUGGACCCAGAGGACCAGAUGGUGAACCUGGACCUGAGGGUGAUCCUGGUCCUCCUGGAGAUCCUGGUUUAACCGACUGCGAUGUGAUGACCUACAUCAGAGAGACCUGUGGCUGCUGUGACUGUGAAAAGCGGUGUGGUCCACUGGACAUUGUCUUCGUCAUAGACAGUUCAGAGAGUAUUGGCUAUACCAAUUUCUCCCUGGAGAAGAAUUUUGUCAUCAAUGUAGUGAGCAGGCUAGGCUCCAUUGCCAAAGAUCCAAAAUCUGAGACAGGUGCCCGUGUUGGAGUGGUACAGUACAGUCAUAAGGGGACCUUUGAAGCCAUCCAGCUCAAUGACAAGCGCAUUGACUCCCUCUCCAGUUUCAAAGAGGCAGUGAAGAAGUUGGAGUGGAUUGCAGGGGGCACAUGGACUCCCUCUGCACUUCAGUUUGCCUAUGAAACACUCAUCAAAGAAAGCCGGAGAGAAAAGGCCCGGGUGUUUGCUGUGGUGGUGACUGAUGGACGUCAUGACCCGCGAGAUAAAGACUCCAACCUGCAAGCCCUCUGUGAUGGAAAUGUUGUUGUCAAUGCCAUUGGGAUUGGAGACAUGUUCCAUGUAGAUGAAGAAUCGGAGUCUCUGAAAUCAAUUGCUUGUAACAAUGAAGCAAGAGUCCAAAGAAUGAAUGUGUUCACUGAUUUGGUGGCUGAAGAGUUCCUUGACAAAAUAGAGCUUGAACUCUGUCCAGAUCCUCAGAUUGUCUGCCCUGAACUACCCUGCCAAACAGAGCUUUCUGUUGCCCAGUGCACACAGCGUCCAGUUGACAUUGUCUUCCUCCUGGAUGGUUCUGAAAGAACUGGCAGCCUGAACUUUCGCAGGGCCCAUGGUUUUAUAGAAGAAGUGGCUGAGCAUCUCACACUGGCCAGAAGUGACAAUGACAACAUGAAUGCACGCAUUGCCCUGCUGCAAUAUGGAAAUGAGGAUGAACAUGUGGUAGUUUUCCCACUGACAUACAAUCUUACUAACAUCUCAGAUCGUUUAGCCGGGAUCCAAUAUUUGGACUCCUCUUCCAACAUUGGGUCUGCCAUCAUCUAUGCUAUCAACAACCUUGUCAUCAACAUACAAGACAGGCAGAAGGCAGCUCGGCGUAAUGCGGAGCUGUCAUUUGUCUUCAUCACAGAUGGUAUUACAAGCAACAAAAACUUGGAUGAGGCAAUUGAUUCCAUGAAGAAGCAGAAUGUUAUGUCCACAGUGGUGGCCCUAGGCAGUGAUGUGGACAUGGAUGUCCUGCUGAAGAUCAGCCUAGGAGACCGGUCAGCCAUAUUCCGGGAGAAGGACUACACAAGUCUCUCCCAGCCUGACUUCUUCGAUAGAUUCAUUAGGUGGAUCUGUUAGUUGUGAGGAAGACACCAAAGCUUUUGUGCUCCUAUAUUGUUACAUGGUUUUUUAGCAAACAUAUGCUGCCAGAGGGUAGCUGGCACAAAUUUUCAAGGGAAUUUAUUUUUAUAUUCAAAAUUGGUAGGCUCAUUUCAAAUAAUGUUUAUGGUGCUAAUUAAAAACAAGAUCAUAGGAGGAUACAGAACAACACAGUAUCAUUUGUCAUGCUUUAAAACAUUGUUUAAAAUGUUUAUAUUGUAAUCCUUUUGGUGCUGAAUAGAGGAACAGUGCAUUCAACAUAAAGCAUAAAAAAUUAUCACUUCCAGCUGCCUCAAGGAUCCAACUUAACCCUCCCUCCUCUCCCAUUAUUUCCCACUCAUCCAUUUACUGGUAGACGGGUAAUUCCAUUUUGCCUUGAUUGUGAUGCUAACAACUCCUCCCUUUUCAAGGAGAUACUUUGCAGUUGAAACAAUAACAGGAAAUAUUUUUACCAGUACUGAGUCUUGCACUUGGUCUACUCCAUUAGUAAAUAUCUAGUCUUCCUUGCUUGCUUUUCAUGUACUUGCUUCAGGGUUGAAACAUUGGAUGGUUUCCCAUGUAUUAUGAUGCAUGUAAUAAAUGGACUUCACAUAGAUAUCUAUAGCUACUUCAUCUUAGAAAGAUCUAAGAAAAGGAGUUUUGUUCCUAUACUGACAAGAUAUGGCAUUCAGUCCCCCUGUACCUGCACUGUUCUGCUCCCAAGGAAGAAGUCUUUCACUGAAAAUGGACUCCAUUAUAAUGUGAAAGAGAUUCUGCUGGAUUACCUUCUGGAUUUCUUGCUACACUUAAUUGAAGCCUAGUGCCAUCAGCUUUCACUGUUGCAUGCAUAAAUCUGGAAAUUCCCUGGUUGCCUUGGCAGACUAUUUUUCUUUUUUCCACAAUAAUGAUGAUAAGCACUGUUGAACUGAUCCCAGUUUGAAGUGUACUACUGUACACGUAGAGAUGUAAAAGAGGCCACUGGGAGUUUAUUUGAACAGUAUACUCCUAUUAGGCUUUGCAGUAGAAUAAAUAAUUCAGUCAAAUUAAUUGCUUCCCCAAUCAAAGAAAUUGCUUACAAACCAAGUUUUAAAAGCCUGCAAAUUUACAUGCAAAAGAAUGGAAAAAAGCAUGACUGCAUUUUUAAAAAGAAAACGGGGGAGGAAGCAAUUGAAAUGUUACGUAACAAAGAAGAUGGAUAUAAAGAUUCCAUACAUUAUGAACAUAUGAAACCAAAAACAUGGUUUUAAAAACAUAUGUUUGUAAUUCAGAAUUCUGCCCUGUUAAUAUUUUACUGAUUUGCACACUCCUAGCUCCAAGUAAUUUUUUUCCUUUUAGUUUUUUCUUAUUCUACACCACACUGCCUUUCUUACACUUCCAACUUUCUAGCAAAAAUAUGUCUUCCAUCUUAUUUCUAAUUGCUAAUAAUCUUGUUCUUUCAUAAAUCACAGAUUAACCAUUCUCUGAAAUACAGUGUGAACUAUCCAAUCUGCCACUGUGCAAAGCCAUACUAAUUGAUGAGCAAUGAAUACCCACUGUCAAUGUAUUCUUGAUAUACUGUUUCUGGAAUAACAUCCUUACUUGAGCCAAAAUUGCACUCCUGAUAAAUAAACUCUUUUUUCACAAUAUCUUAAUAAUA